Rotaria sp. Silwood2 is the source of this 831-nucleotide messenger RNA. The record is from the annotation of a GenBank genome assembly. NCBI's taxonomy places the organism in Eukaryota, Metazoa, Rotifera, Eurotatoria, Philodinida, Philodinidae.
AUGAAUAAUCUAAUAUAUUCCAGCACUAUUCUCAUUGUAAGUCUAUUAGGUGAUGGAUAUCAAAUAAAAUUAAGUAGUCGAUCGUUAAUUUCGUGUAAACUUGUUACUUAUUUUGGUACUCUUCUAUCAGCAUUAUCACCAUCUUUCAUUGUAUUUGCUUCAAUUGACCGAUGGUGCGCCAGUUCAUCAUCUAUACAACGACGCAAUUUCAGUAAUGUCCGUACGGCUAAAUGGUUGAUCUUCAUUAUUAUUAUAUUUUUUUCAUUCUUGUUCAUCAUAUCACUCGUAACGGCUGGUAUAAAUGCUAACGAUACACUUGGUUGUCGUACACGAGGUGAUGUAGUUUUUGUUCAAGCAUACGGCAUUUUUCAAUUCAUUCUUUUCUCUUGUCUGGCACCUAUUCUUAUGUUAGUCUUUGGUUGUAUGACGAUAUAUAAUGUACAACUACAACAAAUGGUGACUUUAAUAUUGUCAAGUAAUCGUCGUACUGAAACUCAACUUGCUCGAAUGCUUUUGGUUCAAGUAGGAGUUCAAAUAUUGCUCAAUUUACCAUUAUGCGCAGUCGGACUACUUUUAUCUUUUCCCAGCAUUUACCAACCAACAGCAAGUUUCUAUUCGAUUUAUUUUAUUUGUCGAGUUAUAUUUCAUAUUUCCUAUGCAACACCAUUUUUUUUGUACUUUCUUUCGGCUCGUAUGUUUAGAAAAGAACUUACUGAAUUGAUUUUCAAAAGCCUACCUUGGCAAAAUCAUAAUCGUGUUCAUGUAAUAAGACGCAUUGGUGUACCAACAUAUGUGCAAACAAAUACACAUCCUAAUGAAACUAAUUUCUGA